Molecule: messenger RNA, 1997 nt
Organism: Branchiostoma floridae (Florida lancelet)
Lineage: Eukaryota; Metazoa; Chordata; Leptocardii; Amphioxiformes; Branchiostomatidae
Product: nucleoredoxin-like
Exons: 7
Coding region: 133-1416 (427 amino acids)
Molecular function (GO): thioredoxin-disulfide reductase (NADPH) activity
Source: RefSeq, a predicted model, not a curated record
GGGAGUAAGUGGCAGACGAGAAGUCACAGAUGACUCAGUGUCUAUCUGAGGAAACCCGGUAAUUCGGAACGGUAUAAAAACUGGCAUUUCUGCUUUCAAACAUCGGAAAACAACGUCAGCAGAAUCAGAAUCAUGUCUGAUCCUUGGUCUGAUCUGUUGAAGCUGUUGGGUGACAACCUGCAGAGAAAGGUUGGCGAGAAGGAGUCGGUGGAGACCAAGUCGCUGCUGGGGGAGGGGCGGUACUUGGGGCUGUACUUCUCGGCGCACUGGUGCCCGCCGUGCGUGGCAUUCACGCCCAAACUGGCCGAGUUCUACAAGGACUUCAAGAUCACCGAGAUGGGCAAGAACUUCGAGAUCAUCUUCGUGUCGUCUGAUAAAGAUCAAGCCAGCUUUGAUGAGUAUUACGCGACGAUGCCGUGGCUAGCCCUGCCGUACCCUGACCGAGACACAAAGGCAAAGUUGUCCAAAAAGUUCAAGGUACAAGGCAUCCCCACAUUUGUCAUCCUGGAUGCGUGCACAGGGAAAGUCAUCACCAAGGACGGCAGAUUACGUGUUUCCGAGGACCCGGUGGGAGCGUUCUUUCCCUGGCACCCCCCACCACUGUCGGAGAUCCUGCAGGGCAAGCUGCUUCGCCGCAAUGAGGACACAACUGAAGAGGUUGACAUUUCCACACUUGCCGGGAAGCCUGUCGGACUGUACUUCUCAGCACAUUGGUGUCCUCCCUGCCGUAAGUUCACCCCAGUACUGGCAAAGGCGUACCAGAAGAUCAAGGAAGACAACAAGGAUUUCGAGAUCAUCUUCGCCAGCUCAGACCGUUUGGAGGAUUCAUUCAACGAUUACUUCAAAACCAUGCCUUGGUUGGCAUUGCCAUACGAAGACCCCAGGAAAACAACACUGUCACAGAUGUAUGGUAUUACAGGAAUUCCAACCUUGAUCAUUGUGGAAAACCUGCAGACAGGCAAGAUCAUCACAAAGGAAGGGAGGGAGGCAGUCGGCAGUGAUCCAGAAGGAAAGGAGUUCCCAUGGAUGUCCAAGCCCCUGAACCUGCUGGACCAACAGCAUGCAGGAACUCUGAACAGAGAGACAUCUGUCAUUCUGUUUACAGAUGGGAGUGACAAGGGACUGGAAGACGCUAAGCAGGCGCUCCAGCAAAUAGCAGAUGAGUCUUAUGCCAAGGCCACAGAAAAGGGCGAUGACCCAGAAAUGUAUUUCUUUUAUGCAGGAGAGGAUGACCUUGUUGAUUCCCUCCGAGACUUUGCCAACCUGGACGAUCGCGAACCCCAACUGGUCGUUCUGGACAUCCCAGACCAGAAGAUCUAUGUCUGUCCUGAGGAGGAGAUCACCCAGGAAGUGGCCAAAGCCUUCAUAGACCAGUACCUGGCAGGCAGCUUACAGGCCGCCCCUCUUAGGGGAUAGGUCGGGAGGUCAGGGGUCAGCUGUCAUGGGGGUCACAGGUCAAGAGGUACAUGCCAAGGGUCAAUUUAGUACCACUAUGGCACUUUUAAUGUCAUUUUGUAUAGUAUCACAUCAUGUGUAUGCUAGAAGAAAGAGAAUUUGUCAGCUGAGAAAUCAUGGGUUGCUCAGUAUUUGCCUUCCCUAGUCAUAUUGUGGUCAAUGUCCUGUUCACUUUGUACAUGUAAUGGUGGUAUGGUAUAAAGGGAAUGAAAUAAACAUAAAAGAUAAACAGCAAUUACUAGUAAAUUAUAGGUAUUGAAUACAAAUAUAGAAUGCAGAAUUUGUAAGUCAAGCAUUCCUACAUGCAUGCAAAACAGUGUGUUGUGCCUUAUCACAUUGGAAACCAUUGGAGGACAAACUUAAAUCAUGCAACAACAAAGUUAAAGUACAGUAUCUGAAAGAGUAGUCAACAAUGAUAAGGUGUAAUCUCCAAUGUAAUAGCGCAGAAAGGGUCUCUUGAAAAGAUAAGUCCUGCACUGAUUACAGUUUAUUUUUCUCUCAGAGAAAAUUGGAGAAUUCAUAUCAUCUGCUAUCUGAUCAAC